AUGAUACCAUGCUUAUUGUUGUGCUUUUUUAACCUCCUGUUUUUAGCCUACCUGUUAGAAGUGUCAUGUUCUUCGUGUAAUAUAACCGUUAACCGAAAAAAUGCCCCGUCCUUUGCUUUCAAUAGCUCGUCCGAGUACAUUAGUGCUUUAGAAGAGUCAAACCCCGAGUAUCCUGAUGGCGUCAUUCCCACUGGGGACAGCAGUUUGCCCGAGGGGAAUGCAGAUGCAGUUGAUGGUGCGGUUAAUGGUGCUGAGGGGGGCGUAAAGGCAGGGAAGGAGGGGCCAACGGAGGAGGGGCCAACGGUGGAGGGGCCAACGGUGGAGGGGCCAACGGUAGAGGGGCCAACGGUGGAGGAAGGGAACGUGGUGAAGAAAUCUGGACAGAAAUUUAGAUUCCAUGCGGAAUCCAAAUUGCAACCCGAAGGAGGACUCGUAGUAGGGAAGAAGAUCGAAAGAAAAAAUCACGAAAAUGUCAAAGAAGACCAUGCGCCCAGCCAAGAAGUUGGCGAAGUGGUUCAGGCAAUCCCCGUGCCGAACCUAAAUGUGCACCAAAUGGUUUCAUCAGAUCAUCUAACGGAUCAAGUAGAUGAUCGAAUGACGCUCGCAGACUAUAUAUACUCCAAAGUAGAUAAUCAGAGCAUGGUAUCAACUAGUGUGCUAAGCGAAGUACCAAGUCGGAGCGUUCAGUCGGAAUACUCUCACGGAAGAAUGGAAAGGGCUAAUCAAAAGGAUUUAGGAGAAUGUGCAUCCAGCCAAGGGGUUAACCAAAAAGAACCCAAAGAGUAUAUAGCCACACCUGUGGGAUCGUGGAGCUUAAGGAAAUAUACAAACAAGUUGCAUCGAAUUGCGAGAUGGAAAAAAAAAGAAGACACAAAGGAGGAUACAAAAGAGGAAUCAAUCGAAGAAUCAAGUGAUGAAACAAAAAGGAGCGCAGGGGGGGAGAUAAAAGAGGAUGCAAAGGAAGAAUUAAACGAAAAGUCAAACGAAAAGUCAAACGAAAAGUCAAACGAAAAGUCAAACGAAGAGUCAAACGAAAAGUCAAACGAAAAGUCAAACGAAAAGUCAAACGAAAAGUCAAACGAAAAGUCAAACGAAAAGUCAAACGAAGAGUCAAACGAAGAAUCAAACGAUGAAUCAUAUGAAGAAUCAAAUGAGAACACAUUGGAGGAGGCACACACUCAUAACUACGGAAACGUAACACAAGAGACCUUGGAGGAAGAAAAAUGGAGCGAAAAAAAAGAAAACAAUAAAAAGGGUUGGCUUAGCAAUUACUGGGAUCGAAGUUCAAAAAAAAGUAAACCAAGCAAACCACCACCUGUUGAGAAAAAAGGGAAAAUGAAAAAAACAAUUUUAAUUCCAUUAAUCAAUAAAAAGACUAAUAUAGGAGAUGAUGAAGACUUGAAGUUAAAUGAACGGAAAUGUUCCGUGAUGGAAAUUAUUAACAGUGAUUUAGAUAUGUGUGAAAGGAAAAAUUUAGAAAAUGAAAUAUCAUUUGAGAAUGAGGGGAUGAUAAAAGGAAUAGACGAAAGUUGCCCAAUGAUCCAACCCAUAGACUACAACAAAACAGAAAAGGAAAUAAAAGAUGAAGAGAAAACUACGGGAAGAGAAAUCUUCGAUUUUCUUACGAGCUCAAACAAUUCUUAUUUGGUAGGAGAAGGUAUAAUUAAUACAGAAGAACACGAACCCAUGGGGAGGGAUGAUUCAGAAUCAGGAAAAUAUUUAAACAUCUUGAGUGGGCAAGUCGUGCGAAAAUGGGAGGCAAUGGGGCCUUGUAUUACGAUACAGAAGAGUGAUGAAAAUCAAGUGCCAAUAGUAGUGGAGAAUAAUAUGGUAUUCAGAGAGGAGAAUCAAGUGAAAAAGAAAGACUCAAAGUUGAAGAGAAAGAGAGGAGGGGCGAAAAAGAAAACGGACGACGCGAAAAGGGAGGGGGAAGAAGUGAAAGGAGAAGAUGACGAUACGAAAAAGAAAACGGGCGACGCGAAAAGGGAGGAGGAAGAAGUGAAAGGAGAAAAUGACUGUACGAAAAAGGAAGAUCCCUGCACAGAAAAUAGCGUCAUAGACAGAGACAACACACAGAACAAACAGGUGGAGAAGGUUCUUAACGAUCCUGGGGACAUGGUACAUUUGGAAGACAAACUGUACGAGGAAGACGAUGAUGAUGAUGAGGAGGAUGGUGAAGAAGUUGAAGAAGAAGAAGAAGAAGAAGACGAAGAAAAUGAAGAAGAUGAGGAUGAUGAAGCGGAGGACAUCGAUGAGGUAAUAAAUCAGUACCUGUACGAAGUAGAGCAAAUUGAACUGUCUUUGGGGCUUGCAGAAAAAGAUGGUGCUACUGAAACCGUCAACGUGACUACCCCCUCGGAAGGCAACAAGUCUGACAACACAGGCACGGAGAGUAUCGUAAAUGCGAACACGAACGUAAAUGGAAAUGAUGAAGAUUUGCAGGAAGAAAAAGAAUUGGGGAAGAGAGACCGAUACUUAUACAAAUCGAAAAAUGUGAAUGUGUACCAAAAUUAUAAAAAGGACUUGAUAUUGUACAGCGAAAUGGUGAAAGAAAAUGAGCUAAAUGAGUUUUACAAAGGAAUAAUAAGAAAUAGAGAUUUAAUAGAUAUAAAUUACAAAAAUGAAUAUGCUUUGAAGAUGAAGUACCAUAAAGGAUACGAUUUUUCGUUACAUAAUUUACAUAUUGUAAAUGAACAAAAGGCAAGUGAACAUUUUUAUUCCAAUUUUGUAGCAACCAGUGAUGAGGAAGACAAUGCAACAUUUCAAGAUGUCAAUUAUUUUGCUGACUUUACAAAAAUAGAUGUAGAUCCCAUUAUGUUUAAAGAGUUUUACAUAAGGACUAGUAUAUGUAAUGGGGAAUACUUAUCUUUGAAAAGUAAUUUGGUGGAAAAGAUAUGUUUCUUAUCACACCAUUUGAAGAAAGAACCCUCUAUUAACAGAAUAAAAAUUAGAAAGAAGAAAUCUAUUUUGUAUCGUCUGUUUUUGAAUAUAGUUAAAAAGUUUAAAAAGUUACCCCUAAAACAGUGCAUUAAAGAUGUGGAAGAAUCAAAUUUACUUGAUGUUCUUUUUCUCCUCAAUGAAGAACUUGUAAAGGAAUCGAAAAAAGAACUGAACAUAGCGAAAUGUCUAAAUAAUAUAAUGGCUCGAAAUCGUGAAUGGUACGAUUUAAUCAACUUUAUAGUUAUGAUUAUAUUUGGUUGUAUAACGUACAUGAAGGAACAUUAUUUCCUAACCGAGCAAGAAAGAAACGAAUUAAUAACUACCGACCAGAUUGUAGAUUUACCCAUAUUUGAAUAUCUGAACUCAAACGUCAUUGACAUUUUUAUCCCCACCAAUAUUCAAACACAAAUUGAAAUCGACCUGCUCAAAGACAUUACAGAUGCACCUGAAGAUAAGAAGAAAUUGUAUCAAACUUGGUAUGUGUGCUAUUUAUUUACCCAUAAAGUAUAUUUAAUAAAUAAAAUGUGGAAUGUGAUAAAAAAAUGGGAAGCAUCAAAAUUUAUUCCCAAUCCAUGGUACAUAGAUCAUGUAGGAAGUGCCUUAGUUCCUGAAAUAAUGAAUUUACAUCACCUGGAGGAAGAUAAGUAUGUGUUUUUCAGGUAUAUUGAUUCUCUUCAAUUUUUUGUAUCGUUCAAAAGAAGCAAAAAAUACCCCUUACCAAAUUAUGACAAGAACAAUUUUCACUUGGUGGAAAAUAUUGUAGCUUUUCAAGGAACAGCUAGCCCAUUUAUGUGGAUGCUGAAUGUGAUAUACGAACUAUCUUCGUACCCUUUUUUGACGAAGGGAAAAGUGCACAAGGCGUAUUUAUUCAUUUUCAAACGAGUAGUGAAGCCAUACUUGCACGUAUUAAAGAAAAAUAUUUUAAAUGAAAUAAAGGAUGAAAAAUCCAAGUAUACCAAAGAGAAUCCAUAUGUCAUUAUAUUCACUGGUCACUCCUUUGGUGCAGCCAUGGCCCAUUUGAGCUCCUUUUAUUUAGCCAAAAUUUUGAAGGCUAAAAAUAAUCCCAAAGUCAAGGUGCUCUCGAUGACUUUCGGCAUGCCCAUGUUUUAUGAUGAUCAGUUUUCCGAAGACUUCCGAAAAAGUGGUGUCAUUAGUAACAACAUCAGUAUUGAUUAUGACCCCGUACCAUUCACUAUGGCAAUUCCUGCACUGAACGAUUUUAAGGACCCAGAUGAAGAAAAAAAAUUGUCCAUUAUUUUGAAGGUUAAUGACUUGAAGACCUUAAAUCAUGAUUUUGGUGAUAAUAUUUUCAACGGAAAUGAACUGUUUCAUCACGAAAGGAAUCAAACUCGUUCUAUGAUACACCUCCUUGUAAAAUAUAUCUUUAACAAUAAUGUUUUUCUUGAGUUAGGAGAGUUACACAUUUCACAGACGCACUACUUUUUUUAUUAUGUGUUUUUAACUCUCCUGUCUGGAUGGGCUAAUGAGGCAGAAUGGGGAACUUUCUUCCUGAUCCCAUUUUUCCUUUUUGACAUUAUUGAUUUCACGCAUAGCGAAAUCAUGAUCAAGUCGAAAGAGGUUUACAAAAAGUAUAGAGAAGAUUUAAUGAAAAAAUUGCAGAGCAGCCAGAAGAAUAGAAGUAUUAGCAUUAAGAAGUAG
This is a messenger RNA of Plasmodium knowlesi strain H, 4599 nucleotides long. RefSeq names its product lipase, putative. The record is from RefSeq and is a predicted model, not a curated record. NCBI's taxonomy places the organism in Eukaryota, Apicomplexa, Aconoidasida, Haemosporida, Plasmodiidae. Gene Ontology annotation, biological process: lipid metabolic process. The transcript has a single exon. Bases 1 to 4599 code for a protein of 1532 amino acids.